Messenger RNA from Xenopus laevis (African clawed frog), 1716 nucleotides. It is a transcript of the gene ndufaf5.L, whose product is annotated as NADH:ubiquinone oxidoreductase complex assembly factor 5 L homeolog. NCBI's taxonomy places the organism in Eukaryota, Metazoa, Chordata, Amphibia, Anura, Pipidae. Gene Ontology annotation, molecular function: S-adenosylmethionine-dependent methyltransferase activity. The coding region runs from base 19 to 1200 and encodes 393 amino acids. The record is from RefSeq and is a predicted model, not a curated record. Gene Ontology annotation, biological process: mitochondrial respiratory chain complex I assembly. Gene Ontology annotation, cellular component: mitochondrion. The transcript has 11 exons.
GCAAAGGGGACUGCAGAGAUGCUGUAUAGCAGUGCAGGGAGGCUGCAACAAGUGUGUGAAAGCUGCUUCAGACUUUGUAGUAGAUUGUAUAUAGUCCCCAGCACCCCAUGGUUGCAGAGGAGGUUGCAUGUGGCCCCUAGCACCCAAGGGUGGCACAAGAGAUUGCAGGUGGCCCCUGGCACCAAAAAUUGUCAGAGGGCUCCUAUGGGAUAUGACAGAGUAUUGGGGACAGGGUGGAAAACCAGCUUAUCCUGCAGAAGGUCAGGCAGCUCCAAAGCAGGCAAUGUGCUCAAUGUGUUUGACAGACAGAUGAAGAGAAGACAGAAGGACUGGGCAGUAUCCCAGCCAGGGGCCCAUCAGUGCGACUAUCUGAGAGAAGAGGUAGGAGAAAGAAUUGCUGAUCGAGUGUUUGAUAUCGCAAGGACAUUUCCUUUUGCUUUAGAUCUCGGAAGUGGAAGGGGUUAUAUUUCACAGCAUUUAACAAAGGAUAUCGUAGAGAGAUUUGUCCACACAGACCUGUCUGAGAAGGCUUUGAGAAAUCUGGCGGUGUCUGAAAUUCCAUCCGUGAGAGUUGUUGUCGAUGAAGAAUUCAUCCCUUUUAAAGAUAACACGUUUGACCUUGUCGUCAGCAGUCUGAGCUUGCACUGGGUCAAUGAUCUCCCACGAGCUUUCCAAGAGAUACAUCGUAUCUUAAAACCCGAUGGAGUGUUUAUUGGCGCCAUGUACGGAGGCGAGACCUUGUAUGAACUGCGCUGCUCUUUACAACUGGCAGAGAUAGAAAGAGAAGGAGGAUUUUCGCCCCACGUAUCUCCACUCACUGCAGUCACUGACCUGGGAAACCUAAUGGGACGCGCCGGCUUUAACAUGCUGACUGUGGAUGCAGAGGAAAUCCAGAUUCACUAUCCAGGGAUGUUUGAAGUGAUGAAAGAUUUGCAAGGUAUGGGGGAGAGUAACUGCGCAUGGAACAGAAGAUCUUUGCUUCACAGGGAUUCAAUGAUAGCGGCCGCUGCCAUAUAUCAAGACAUGUACGGAGAGGAGGAUGGGACAGUGCCGGCAACCUUUCAGGUUUAUUAUAUGAUUGGUUGGAAGCCACAUGAGUCACAGGCCAAGCCAGCCAAGAGGGGUUCUGCGAAUGUAUCUUUUGGGGAUUUGCAAAAAGUGAAGGAGACGGUAUCUGAAACAAGAACAGAAGAAAAAUAGUCACGCUUGCCUUUCCUUCCCAGCGUUCAGGUUAAGAAAAAGAAGCUUCAAUUCAUGAAGUAUUUAUUUUCUAUGAAAAUAAAGUAAAUUAAGAAUUUUUGUUUUUUUGAAAAAAGCUUUAUUUGUACGUCAGAAUGUUUUUCAGAUAAAAUGGCAGAUUUAUCAAAAUUUGAAAAGUAAAUACUGUUCUUCUUUGCAAAUGUUGCUCUCGAAAGAUGUUGCUAACCAAUUAUUGACUUGCCUAUUUAUCAGUCACGGGACUAAUUUAAUUACAUUUCUCAACCUAGAAAACAGUCAAAAUUUUUGGCAAUUUGCGCUUUUUUUUCCCUGAUGGAGUUUAACGAGACUGACUCGUUCCAACUGCGUGUGGGGAUGCAUCAAUUGUUCAUCUAAAACACGUGUUGAUGUUUUCAUUGGUGUGAAUGGAUCUGAGCAGGUUUCAGCUGACAAAUUGUUUUUGUUGCCAAAAUACUGCAACAAUACCAGAAAAACAAAAAUAAAAUCAAUUUGUGCAAA